GUCACAAACCUUGCACCUUAAACCUUUGCCCUGGUGGAAGCUAAACGAUGCAGGGUGGCCGUUAUAAAUGAGCAAGCGUAUUUAAAUCAAAUUCCAGACAAAUAACGCUGACUAUCAAAUCUACUCAUGGGAAGACUUUGCACCCAGUCUUUGCUCUUAAAUAUCCAGCGCAUCGGUUGUGGCAUAGGUGAGUAAAGAAAAUAACAGAUCUCCUCCCCUUGCGGUUAUCUGAGACGUUGCUGGGUACGGGCGAGGGCGAUGACGGCGCUGGCAGGAGAGCGAGGAUCGGGGCGCCGGCUCCUGGCGCUCGCGCUCUGCGUCGCGUGCGUGGGAUCGAGCGCGCUGCCGUCGCACAGAGGGCAGCGUCAGAAGCUGCUGCUCGUCUCGUUCGACGGAUUCCGCUGGGACUACGACGAGGACGUGGACACCCCGAACCUGGACCACCUGCGCACCGUCGGGGCCACGGCGCGAUACAUGGUGCCGCCCUUCGUCACGAUGACCUCUCCGUCGCACUUCACCCUCGUCACGGGAAAGCACGUGGAAUCUCACGGCGUAGUUCACAACAUGCUGUUCAACCCAGAUACCGGAGAAAAGCAAGGUUUUCAGGAAACCCAGCUGCGCUCAGAAUGGUGGAAUGGAACAAUUCCACUCUGGAUCACAGCCCAAAACCAGGGUCUGAAGACGGGCUCCAUUCGCUUUCCUGGGGGUGCUGCCAGCUACUUUAACCAGUCUGUGUACAAGACAGUGGGUCGAGACCAUCCGAACAGCAACAAGGAGGACUGGUUUCGCAACAUCCAAUUAGUCAUGGAUUGGUUCACCAAGGACGACUUGGACUUCGUGACCAUGUACCACAGCGAGCCGGACUCCACGGGCCACAAGUUUGGGCCGGAGACGGAAGAGCGGCGGGCGAUGGUGCGGCAGGUGGACGAGACCAUCGGCUUCCUGGUCGAUGCCAUCGAGAAGAGGGGCCUGAAGGACACCCUCAAUGUCAUCAUCACCUCGGACCACGGCAUGACCACCACUCGGAAAGCUCCGGACAUCAAUGAAAUUGUGCUGUCAAAGUUCAUUGACUUCAAGGAAGACCUCAAGUUUGAGCUGGUGGACUACGGAGCAUUUGGCAUGCUUUUGCCCAAGGAAGGGAAGGAGGAACAGGUGUACAAUGCCCUGAAGAGUGCCCAUCCGCACCUGAAAGUUUACAAAAGGGAAGAGUUUCCAGAAUACUUUCACCUGAGAGAUCAAAGUAGACUCCUACCCAUCAUGAUGUAUGGGGACCUUGGCUACUUAGUGAAUGGGAGGCUGAUAUUCCAGUUCAACAAGGGCGAACACGGCUUCGACAACGCGGAGCCGGACAUGUGGACCAUCUUCCGCGCCUUCGGGCCUCGCUUUCGCCGGGGCUACGCGGCGGAGCCGUUCGCCAGCGUGCACGUGUACGCGCUCAUGUGCGAGCUGCUCGGGGUGCAGCCCGAGCCGCACAACGGCUCCCUCGCCUUCACCCGGGACAUGCUUGUUCACUCUACUGCUGCUGCUGUCACCAGCUUGCCGGAUACGUCAAAUGCUGAGUCAUUCAAUAAACCAACCCCUGGCAUGAAGGAAGGAUUAGCUGCCCUGCUUGCAAUGUCUGCUGUAAUUUUCUCAUCUUCGUUGUCACAAUAGUCUACAGAGUCUGGAAAAGAAGAUUAAUCAAGCACAAACAGGAGCCUAAAACAGGCAAAUGAAACAAAUGAUGAAACACAUGGCUGGAAAUGGCCUGGUAAUCACUGUAUUUUCAACAAAAAAAUUAAAUUUUCUACUCUUAACGUUUUUCCUUGAUCUUCUUAAGAUUUGAUUAUUUUACACUGUUGUACUCCCCAUGUACUUGUGUCAAUUAUUGCACCAUUGGAUCACAAGAACACAUUGCUAAUGAUGAUAUACGAAAUAAAUGAAUGAAAAUAUAGGUCGUUACAAUGCACAACUGUUAUUACAACCCCAUAAAUUAUUAUUGCGGCACGUAGAGUUUAAUGACUAUUGACUUUUUUAAUGUCAUCAGAGGAAUCGUUAUGAAAAUGUGUUAUUUCUGACAAUGAACACAUGCACCACAAUUUUUUAUUUAUUAUGAAUGCAAACACGCCUGAUACAAUUAAUUUAAAGAGGCAUCUCUCUUCAUAUAAAUGUAAGCUUCGUGUAAAUUUGUGCACGCUCUCUGAGAAUAAACACGAAAUCUCCCCGGUGAAUGUGGCCUCCAGUGAGCACCCAUGG
This is a messenger RNA of Petromyzon marinus (sea lamprey), 2235 nucleotides long. RefSeq names its product ectonucleotide pyrophosphatase/phosphodiesterase family member 7-like. The record is from RefSeq and is a predicted model, not a curated record. NCBI's taxonomy places the organism in Eukaryota, Metazoa, Chordata, Hyperoartia, Petromyzontiformes, Petromyzontidae.